Messenger RNA from Nestor notabilis (Kea), 1908 nucleotides. Its product is annotated as pentatricopeptide repeat-containing protein 1, mitochondrial-like. Gene Ontology annotation, molecular function: protein binding; tRNA binding. Gene Ontology annotation, cellular component: mitochondrial matrix. Gene Ontology annotation, biological process: tRNA 3'-end processing. Lineage: Eukaryota; Metazoa; Chordata; Aves; Psittaciformes; Psittacidae. The record is from RefSeq and is a predicted model, not a curated record.
GAGGAGGAGGAGGAGGAUGGCGAUGAUGGAGGUGUGGAGCUCGGGACGCUGUCUGAUCGGUUUUCCUCUAGGAAAUACUAUCACAAAACGACACCGCGGUUCCAGAAUUUAAAGCUGCAGGAAGAGGGAGAGGAGGAACCAGAAAUAAAGCCUCGGCGCGGCCCCAAGAACACCCCGUACUGGUACUUCCUAAGAUGCAAGGCGCUCAUUAAAGACAACAAGCUGGCGGAGGCUCUGGAGCUGUUUGAGGUGCAGAUGCUGAAGGAAGAACGUGUGCAGCCAGAAGAAAGCAAUUACACAGUUCUGAUUGGUGGCUGUGGCAGGGUUGGCUAUGUGAAGAAGGCGUUCAGGCUCUACAAUGAUAUGAAGAAACGUGGCUUAACUCCCACCGAGGCCACUUACACAGCGCUGUUCAACGCCUGUGCUGAAUCGCCAUGGAAGGACUCGGGUCUGCAGAGUGCCCUCAAGUUAUGGCAGCAGCUAAAGAGCAAGAACGAAGAGCUGAACCUCAUCACCUACCACGCACUGCUCAAGGCCUGUGCCCUGUGCUCUGAUCUCAGGAUGUGCUUUGAUGUACUGAAGGAAAUCGUGCACAAGGGCCACGUUCUCACUGUUGAGACCUUCAGCUUCCUUCUGAUGAGCUGUGUAAAGGACAAAGAAAGUGGUUUCCGAUACGCCUUACAGGUUUGGAAACAGAUGACUAAGCUUGGAAUAAAGGGUGACAGCCACACAUACAAUCUGAUGCUGCGUGCUGCAAGAGACUGUGGGAUCGGUGACCCAGCCGUGGCUUCCAAGCUCCUGCUCAGCCCUCCCAGUGAGAACUCCCCUCAGCUCAAGCUUACACCCGGGAGGCAGAAGGAAAAGGUUAAGAAGCAGAAGAAGGGAUCAGAGAGUGCAGCUGCUGUCCGGCUGGAUGUGGAAGCUAUGGAAAAACAGUUCUUUCAGGAAGGCUCGGUGCAGUCUAAAGAAGCGAUCGAGCAACAAAAGGAAGAUGUGGACCAGGCUAAAGGAGAAGCAGCAGCUCUCGACAGCCCCAGUGUAGCUCCCAGCAAGCCUGGAGCCUUGAUGGUGGGAGGCCAGCAUGAGAUAGAGCAGGAACAAGCACACCAAAGCCAGAAGCUGCCUUUUUGCAACCUGCCCAACUUGCUGGAUUCCAAGAUGCCCAGCAGAGCCGUGGUUUCCUUGGGAAGAGUGCUGGACCUGAUGGGGGACGUGGAGGGCUUCUUGAAUAAAAUGAAAGAGGACAAUGCAGAACCCAACAUCAAAACAUUCACGUUACUGGCUGAACUGGUGGAACCCCAAAGCCCCUCAGAGGCUUCUUUGCUGGCACUCCUAGAUAAGCAUAAAGUGAAGGUAGAUGUGACCUUCUUUAACACUUUAAUAAGGAAGAAAAGUAAACAGGGAGAUCUGGAAGGAGCAAAGAGCAUGCUGCCAGCUCUAGUGAAGAGGGGACUAUCACCCAACCUCCACACCUUCUGUAACUUGGCAAUUGCUUGCCACCAGGAGAAGGAUGGACUGCAGUUACUCUCAGAUUUGAAGAAGUCUGGAAUAACUCCCAACAAGUAUAUCUACAGCACCCUCAUUGCUGCCGCUGUGAGGAAGCUGGAUUACAGUUACCUCACAGAGAUCCUGCGGGACAUGAGGAAUAACCAAGUGCCUCCCAAUGAAGUGAUCAUACGGCAGCUGGAGUUUGCAGCACAGUACCCCCCAAAAUUCGACAGGUAUAAGUCAAAGAACCCCUACCUGGAGAAAAUUGAUGGUUUCCGUGGCUACUACUAUCGGUGGUUAAAAGUGAUGGCAGGAGAGGAGACCCCCCACCCCUGGGCCCAGUACAGAACACCAAAGCGUGCAGUGGAUGAGAGCGAGGCAGAGGCUGUGCAGGAGCAGCCGGGGCAGAAGCAGCAGUGA